Messenger RNA from Gossypium raimondii (Peruvian cotton), 2601 nucleotides. RefSeq lists its product as uncharacterized. The coding region runs from base 281 to 2374 and encodes 697 amino acids. The record is from RefSeq and is a predicted model, not a curated record. Lineage: Eukaryota; Viridiplantae; Streptophyta; Magnoliopsida; Malvales; Malvaceae. Gene Ontology annotation, molecular function: glycosyltransferase activity. The transcript has 5 exons.
AAAAAAAACAGAAAACAAAAGUUUCAGACAUUUCCGUCUCUCUCGUUCUUCUCAACAUCUUUUUCUUUGAUGUGAGCUUGGGUCAAGCAAGAACAGAGAUUAAAAAAACCGAAAAAAAAGAAGAAAUUCGGAUCUUUUAAUAAAGCUGUAGAAGGAGGUGCUACUAAGCAGUUUGGAGAUAGAAUGAACACAGACCUUUAGGCCUGUUUGUCUUUGGUGUUGGCUAACAUGUGAAGAGUACUGAGUUAGCUUGUCAGCAAUAUAUUAUAGCCAGAAGCUAAUGGAGGAACGUCUCAGCAAGGGACCAUCAUCAUUAAGGCAAGGUAGCCUUAAGUCCAGUCUGUCAGGAAGAUCAACUCCAAAGGGUUCUCCUACAUAUCGGAGAUUGAAUUCAAGCCGAACUCCAAGAAGAGAAGCUAGAAGUGGUGCUGGUGGCACUCAAUGGUUUAGGAGCAACCGUGUAGUCUAUUGGUUGCUUUUAAUUACUCUUUGGGCUUACCUUGGAUUUUAUGUCCAAUCCAGGUGGGCUCAUGGACAUAAGAAGGAGGAAUUUUUAGGUUUCAAUGGCGAUCCAAGAGAUAAGCUUGUGGAUGCUGAACAGAACACACGACGAGAUUUGCUUACUGAUGACAGUUUGGUAGCUGUUAAUAAUAUAACUAACAAAACUCAGGUCCAUGUUGAUAGAAAGAUUGAUGUGAUUUUGGCCAAGAAGGGGAAUGGCUUUACAUCGAGGAAGAAAAGGAGUAAAAGAAGAAGGCGUAAUUUGCCCAAGGUUCGUGAUAAACUGAAGGCGAAAACAAACACUGAAAGUGGUGAUGCAGAGGGUCAAGAACUGGAAAUUCUGCAGAAAAAUUCUACUUUUGGAUUACUUGUGGGUCCAUUUGGAUCAUUGGAGGACAGAGUUCUGGAGUGGAGUCCUGAAAAGCGGUCUGGAACAUGUGAUAGGAAGGGGGACUUUGCUCGUCUUGUUUGGUCUAGAAGAUUAGUGUUGGUAUUUCAUGAACUCUCAAUGACUGGGGCUCCAAUUUCAAUGAUGGAGUUGGCAACAGAGUUUUUGAGCUGUGGAGCCACAGUAUCUGCUGUAGUUCUUAGUAAGAAAGGAGGAUUAAUGUCCGAGCUUGCAAGGAGAAGGAUCAAAGUGAUUGAAGACAGAGCAGAUCUUAGCUUCAAAACUGCCAUGAAGGCAGACCUUGUGAUUGCUGGAUCUGCAGUUUGUGCAUCAUGGAUUGAUCAAUAUAUUGCACAUUUCCCAGCUGGGGGAAGUCAAAUUGCUUGGUGGAUCAUGGAAAAUAGAAGAGAAUACUUUGAUCGGUCAAAGCUUGUUCUACACCGAGUGAAAAUGCUGAUUUUCUUAUCUGAAUUGCAGAGUAAACAGUGGCUUACCUGGUGUCAAGAAGAAAAUAUUAAGUUGAGAUCUCAGCCUGCUCUUGUUCCACUUGCUGUUAAUGACGAGCUGGCUUUUGUAGCUGGCUUUCCUUGUUCUUUAAAUACUCCUUCUGCUAGCUCAGUGAAGAUGCUAGAGAAAAGGCAGUUGUUGCGGGAUGCAGCAAGAAAAGAGAUGGGUUUGACAGAUAAUGAUAUGCUUGUAAUAUCCCUGAGUAGCAUAAAUGCUGGAAAGGGCCAGCUCUUUCUUCUUGAAUCAGCGGACCUCGCAAUGAAUGAAGAUCCUUUGCAAACUGGUUCUGAAGUUAAGAAAUCACUGGAUAUCCGGCAAGAUCAGCCUAGCUUGUCUGUAAAGCAUCAUUUAAGAGGUUUACAUCAAAAGUCUAGAAAUCUUGAUGUGUCUUCUACAAAUUUGCGGUUAUUUACCUCUGUGAAUACCACAAAUGCUGUCAGCAUCAACGGCACUCACAGAAGGAAGAUGUAUGAUAGCAAAGGAGCACAGGAACAAGCACUUAAAAUUCUUAUUGGUUCUGUUGGAUCAAAGAGCAAUAAGAUACCUUAUGUUAAAGAAAUUCUAAGUUUUUUGUCUCAGCAUGCAAAAUUGUCAGAGUCUGUACUUUGGACACCUGCAACUACACGUGUGGCCUCACUAUAUUCAGCAGCAGAUGUUUAUGUCAUGAACUCCCAGGGACUAGGAGAAACAUUUGGGAGAGUGACAGUUGAAGCAAUGGCAUUUGGUCUUCCGGUUUUAGGAACUGAUGGUGGAGGCACAAAAGAGAUAGUAGAACACAAUGUGACAGGGCUUUUGCACCCUAUGGGGCAUCCAGGAACACGAGUUCUUGCUGAGAAUCUCCGGUUUUUACUAAAAAACCUGAAUGCUAGGAAGCAAAUGGGGAUGGAAGGAAGGAAAAUGGUAGAAAGGAAGUAUCUGAAACGGCACAUGUACAAGAGAUUUGUAGAGGUUCUCACCAAGUGCAUGAGAAGCAAAUAACAUCAUCUAGUCUUGGAUCACUCUCAUUCUUUUAUUAGUUUUGAACAUCAAACAAUGGCGAAAUAUAUUCUUUUGGUAUGAGAAUUUAAAAAAAAAAAAAAAGGGAAUUUGGAUUUUGAGAUUACAUUUAGAUUUGUUUGGACGCAUCUUUUAAAAAUUGUUGCAUGACCCUUUUGAAUUGUAUAUUGAGUGAGUUAAAAUGAGUGUUUUGGUUCAUUGUUGAGUAA